This is a messenger RNA of Electrophorus electricus (electric eel), 1523 nucleotides long. RefSeq names its product coiled-coil domain containing 92 (gene ccdc92). Lineage: Eukaryota; Metazoa; Chordata; Actinopteri; Gymnotiformes; Gymnotidae. The record is from RefSeq and is a predicted model, not a curated record.
UGCAUUGCUUUAUUUUGCCUCGUAGCUCGGGGAGAUGAGAGAGACGCAGCCGUGUCUGUCCCCGGAGGAGCAAGCCCGCCGCCGCCGACCGUGAGCAGUGCGCCGGCAUGAAAGUCACGACAGUGUCACGCCGCCCCCGCUUCUGGAAGCGCACGUUUUCCGCGUGAAUAUCUAAGUGUGAGUGUGUGUGCCUGUGCGCGCGCGCGUGUGUGUGCGUGUGUGGCGUUCGUCAUGGCCUCUGAGAACGUGACCCUGGAGAAUCAGCUCCACAGUGCCCAGAAGAACCUGCUGUUCCUGCAGCAGGAUCACAGCAGCACACUGAAGGGCCUCCAUGCUGAGAUACGGCGCCUGCAGCAGCACUGCACAGACCUGACAUAUGAGCUGACAGUCAGGAGCUCUGAUCCCAAUGACAGUGGGGAGGAACGCUGCAGGGUGCUGCACCGUCGCUGUGAGGAGCUGGAGGAGCAGCUGAAGGCCAAAGAGCAGGAGAACGCGGAGCUCCUGCGUGACCUGGAGCAGAAGAACGCCAUGAUCUCCGUGCUGGAGAACACCAUCCGUGAGCGGGAGAAGAAGUACUUGGAUGAGCUCAAGCACCGCAGCCACAAGCUGGCCGUGCUGAGCGGAGAGCUGGAACAGAGAGCCAGUACCAUCUCCUAUCUCAGCUCACAACUCCACGCCACCAAGAAGCGCCUCCUGGCUGGCGGCUCGUCUGGGACCGGCCCGGCCGUCAGCCCCGCCCCGCCCCUAGCCACACCCUCAGCACAGCCCCCAGCCCCACCUAGUGCUGCAGACAGAGACGCUCGGCAGCCGGACACGCCUCGCAGGCGUAUGCGGAAGAGCCUGUCGCAGCCCUUGCACUGCGAGUACACGGAGCUGUACCGGAUAGGCGCUUCCGAUGGCCGCAGGGUGGUGCUGAGGGACACCGUAGACGCCAUGCCUGACCCCACGCCCUUCCUGCAGGUCCGAGAGCUGCCCGCCCCUUCCGAGAGCCCGCCCCUGCUGAGGGAACGCCCCCCUGUGAUCCCACCCAUUGCUCCUGCAGCCACACCCCCUGCACCAUCGAGCCCCGCCCAUGUGCCUGUACCGCCAAGUCCCAGGAGCAGCCCCGCACGGGACAGGCCACAUCGAGGGACCGCCCACAUAGGGGUGGCGCACAGGAUCCACCGCUCAUCGUCAGCUGGGGGCGGGGCCAGAGCACAGCCAGAAGUGGAGACCCUGGCUGUGGACCAGGUCAGCGGGGAGAAGGUGGUCCGCAAACACUCCGAAACUGACAGAACUGUUUAAGACUGACAACACACACACACACACACACACACACACACACACACACACACACACAUUCAGACCAGUGCAGUAUUGGCAGAACUGCCUUAAGGCUGUGAAAAUACACCCCCAUAUACACACACACACACACACACACUUCACACACUUAACACAGCACAAGUGGAAGAAGGCUCUCCAAACUACACACACACACACACACACACACACACACACACACACACACACUCCCCUAUAGAAUG